Molecule: messenger RNA, 642 nt
Organism: Hibiscus syriacus
Lineage: Eukaryota; Viridiplantae; Streptophyta; Magnoliopsida; Malvales; Malvaceae
Product: glycine-rich RNA-binding protein GRP1A-like
Exons: 2
Coding region: 53-562 (169 amino acids)
Molecular function (GO): mRNA binding
Source: RefSeq, a predicted model, not a curated record
UCAAAUCCCCCUCUUCAAUAUCUCUUUGUUCCUGUUUUUAGUGUUUUACGUCAUGGCCGCCGCUGAUGUUGAGUUCCGGUGCUUCGUCGGAGGGCUCGCAUGGGCCACCGACGACCGGGCCCUUGAAGAAGCCUUCAGUACCUUUGGUGAAAUUGUCGAAUCGAAGAUCAUCAAUGAUCGUGAGACUGGAAGAUCAAGAGGAUUCGGAUUCGUUACUUUCCGUGACGAGAAGGCUAUGAGGGACGCCAUCGAAGGAAUGAACGGUCAGAAUCUUGACGGAAGGAAUAUUACCGUCAACGAAGCUCAAUCACGCCGAAGCGGAGGAGGUGGCGGUGGUUUUGGAGGAGGAAACGGUGGAUACAACCGCGGUGGUGGAGACGGUGGUUAUGGAGGUCGACAAGGAGGAUAUGGCGGCGGUGGACACCGUGAAGGAGGUGGAUAUGGUAGCGGUGGAGGAUAUGGUGGUGGUGGAUAUGGAGGUGGUCGCCGUGAAGGAGGUUACGGAGGUGGUGGUUCCCGAUACUCAAGAGGAGGCGGUGACUCCGGCAACUGGAGAUCUUAAGUUUUAGGUUUAUGGUUGGGCUGUAGCCUCUAAAAUCGUGAUUAGGAAAUGUUAUGGUAGUAUUUUGAUUCGAUAUUGGC